This is a messenger RNA of Coregonus sp. 'balchen', 28505 nucleotides long. Lineage: Eukaryota; Metazoa; Chordata; Actinopteri; Salmoniformes; Salmonidae. The record is from the annotation of a GenBank genome assembly.
GUGUGUUGGUACCUGUGCUACCAGGUUCGAAGAACUUCGACAAAAGCAUUCGGCCUCCACUGCAAAACUCGUACAUGUACAAGGAGUCUAAGCAGUCUUUCAGAUACAACUCUGCUUUCUUGAUAAACAAUGAUACUCUGCAGGAACGGGUCAGUAUUUCAUUAUAGUACAUGGUAAACUUUGGUGUACGGUACCCCGGCCUUGACUCUGCCCAUAGAGUCCAGUGUAUAGUAUCUGUGCAAUACUUAGUACAGGAUAGUAUAUGUACUAUUACAUGAUAAUGUCUGUGUAAUACUUGACAGUACAUGCUAGUAUAUGUACUGUUACAUAUCUGUGUAAUACUUGAUAGUAUAUUUGUGUAUUACUUAAGUUGUUUUGUGCUGUCCAUUCAGUCAUUAAGUACAUAUUUACAGUGGGGGGGAAAAGUAUUUAGUCAUCCACCAAUUGUGCAAGUUCUCCCACUUAAACAAAUUAGAGAGGCCUGUAAUUUUCAUCAUAGGUACACAUCAACUAUGACAGACAAAUUGAGAGAAAAAAAUCCGGAAAAUCACAUUGUAGGAUUUUUAAUGAAUUUAUUUGCAAAUUAUGGUGGAAAAUAAGUAUUUGGUCACCUACAAACAAGCAAGAUUUCUGGCUCUCACAGACCUGUAACUUCUUCUUUAAGAGGCUCCUUUGUCCUCCACUCAUUACCUGUAUUAAUGGCACCUGUUUGAACUUGUUAUCAGUAUAAAAGACACCUGUCCACAACCUCAAACAGUCACACUCCAAACUCCACUAUGGCCAAGACCAAAGAGCUGUCAAAGGACACCAGAAACAAAAUUGUAGACCUGCACCAGGCUGGGAAGACUGAAUCUGCAAUAGGUAAGCAGCUUGGUUUGAAGAAAUCAACUGUGGGAGCAAUUAUUAGGAAAUGGAAGACAUACAAGACCACUGAUAAUCUCCCUCGAUCUGGGGCUCCACGCAAGAUCUCACCCCGUGGGGUCAAAAUGAUCACAAGAACGGUGAGCAAAAAUCCCAGAACCACACGGGGGGACCUAGUGAAUGACUUGCAGAGAGCUGGGACCAAAGUAACAAAGCCUACCAUCAGUAACACACUACGCCGCCAGGGACUCAAAUCCUGCAGUGCAAGACGUGUCCCUCUGCUUAAGCCAGUACAUGUCCAGACCCGUCUGAAGUUUGCUAGAGUGCAUUUGGAUGAUCCAGAAGAGGAUUGGGAGAAUGUCAUAUGGUCAGAUGAAACCAAAAUAGAACUUUUUGGUAAAAACUCAACUCGUCGUGUUUGGAGGACAAAGAAUGCUGAGUUGCAUCCAAAGAACACCAUACCUACUGUGAAGCAUGGGGGUGGAAACAUCAUGCUUUGGGGCUGUUUUUCUGCAAAGGGACCAGGACGACUGAUCCGUGUAAAGGAAAGAAUGAAUGGGGCCAUGUAUCGUGAGAUUUUGAGUGAAAACCUCCUUCCAUCAGCAAGGGCAUUGAAGAUGAAACGUGGCUGGGUCUUUCAGCAUGACAAUGAUCCCAAACACACCGCCCGGCAACGAAGGAGUGGCUUCGUAAGAAGCAUUUCAAGGUCCUGGAGUGGCCUAGCCAGUCUCCAGAUCUCAACCCCAUAGAAAAUCUUUGGAGGGAGUUGAAAGUCCGUGUUGCCCAGCGACAGCCCCAAAACAUCACUGCUCUAGAGGAGAUCUGCAUGGUCUGUCAUAGUUGACGUGUACCUAUAAUGAAAAUUACAGGCCUCUCUCAUCUUUUUAAGUGGGAGAACUUGCACAAUUGGUGGCUGACUAAAUACUUUUUUCCCCCAACUGUACAUCAUAAAAGCAAUUAACUUAAUGUCAGUAGGAUGUUGUUUUUAUUUAAAUGUUUUACUCUUAUUAUUAUCUGUCCUGGUGCCUAGUCAUUUUACCCCUGCCUAUGUACAUAUCUACCUCAAAUACCGUACCUCAAAUGAUCUGGUACCGGUACUCCCUGUAUAUAGCUUUAUUCUUGUGUAUUCUAUUCCUCUUGUGUUAUAAUUUUUUAUUUGUCUUAUUUUUAACUCUGCAUUGUUGGGAAAGGGCUCUUAAGUAAGCAUUUUACGGUAAAAUCUGCACCUGUUUUAUUCGGUGCAUGUGACAAAUACAAUAUUAUUUUAUUUGAGAUAGGCUAAACUCUUGUUUGUUUUUUGAUAGUAUGAGGCCUUCCGAACAAAGAGGAGAGACAUGGGAUACUCAGAGGAGGAACUGGAGGAGUCCUAUGGCUUCUUGCUGUUUGACGACGAAAAUAAGGUAACAAGUAAAUAAUUCAAUGAUGACCCGCGUAAUAUCUCACACGAAUGUUUAUAGCCAUUUAUACAUCUCUAUCUCUGUAGAACACUUAAAAGGCAAAUACACACAAUGUAUUCUCCCAAAACAUUUAUUUUAUGGAGAAACCCAUAUCUAACUUUGUGUCAUAGAAAACGACCUCAAAAACAUCGUAAUCAAAGUUACUGGUCUCUAAUAAUCACUAUUCUUCUAUUCUAAAGGCAAAUAAAGUGGGAGAAACUGGUGUUGUCCCUGGACACAGCACAUGCUCAACGCUUGGAGAUCCUUCAAAGGGUAAAUGAGCUGCGCCAUAUUGAGUAAAUAACGAGAUAUCAGACAAGACGCCUGGGUUUUCAGUUCCACAGCACGGAAGUUAAAUACACUAGGACAAAGUCAAUAACAAGAACAGCCUGUCUUGGGUUAAGGAAAACUGGUUUGAACUAUUUCAACUGAAACCUUUUCACGUCAUCGAACAAGGCCUCAACUAAACAAUGGGGCAGUUCUAAGCUUUUACAUGUUAAAUAUAGAGGGAACUCACAUACUACAUGACAUGGAGUGGUCUCUAGCCACGCCCCUAAACUAAUGCUAUUUGAGUGUGCACUAUACGACUAAAGACAAGUCAAAGCAUAAGUAGUGAGAUUUAAAGAAGUUUGCUUACUUAGAUAAUGGUGUACUGUUUCAGGUGUACUGUUUCAGGUGUAUUGUUUUAGGUGUACUGUUUCAGGUAUACUGUUUCAGGUGUACUGUUUCAGGUGUACUGUUUCAGGUGUAUUGUUUCAGGUGUAUUGUUUCAGGUGUAUUGUUUCAGGUGUACUGUUUCAGGUGUACUGUUUCAGGUGUACUGUUUCAGUACAUUUCUGGUCAAGUGUCGCUCUGCUUUUGAAAAUGAAACUGCUUUACAGACAUGACAGUGUAAAGAGAAAGUGGAAGGAGAGACCAGUGAAACUUAACUCUAGUAGUGUUUGCUAGGACCAGAGAGUAGCGUUAGUCAAUACUUAGGGGCCUGCAGUAAAAAUGUUUGAAUGAUGGAGAAAUUAGAUUUUACCUGGGGCGGCAGGUAGCUUAGUGGGUAAGAGCGUUGUGCCAGUAACCGAAACGUCGCUGGUUCUAAUCCCCGAGCCGACUAGGUGAAACAUCUGUCGAUGUGCCCUUGAGCAAGGCACUUAACCCUAAUUGCUCCUGUAAGUUGCUCUGGAUAAGAGCGUCUGCAAAAUGACAAUGAGGGAGAAUUCUACUUUAUCAACAGAUUAUUAGGAAUGUUAUGAGAGUUUAGCUCUGAACUUACAUACAAUGAAACUCUGGUAAAUAUCUUUCUUUGUUUGAAGUUAGAAUUCCUCAAUAGAAGUAUACGCUACUUCAGGUUACACAGUGAGCAAGCCUGUGUGCGGGGGCAGGCCCUAGUGGAAAAGGGGGAGGGUGGUGUAAGAUUGUCUACGGUUGGACAAAGUCAGCUAUUUUUUUAUCUACUAGGCCCAGAUUGAGAUAACUGCCGUAGUUAUGGAGGAAGGAAACAGUGGUCAAAGUCCUUGUGUGGACUAGUGUUCUGUUUCGUCACCUUCAAAGUUUACAGUUCUAGAUGUGUAUGAGAUCGCCAUAGAAACCCUGUAAGUGUUUAAGCAUAUUUUUUUCUGUAGCAGUAUAAGAGGACUUUUUGUCAGCCCUUUUCAUUCACUUAUUGUUUCUUCACUUGUCACUUCUUAUGUGCUUCAACUCGUUUUUCCUGUUUUGUCACCGGUAGGAGAAUCAACAUGAUACAGGUUUCUUUGCUUAGAUUAAAUGAUAAGGAAAGGGAACAUCUAACCACAUAUCCGUAGCAUGUACAGUUGAAGUCGGAAGUUUACAUAGACCUUAGCCAAAUACAUUUAAACUCAGUUUUUCACAAUUCCUGACAUUUAAUCCUAGUAAAAAAUCCCUGUCUUAGGUCAGUUAAGAUCACCACUUUAUUUUAAGAAUGUGAAAUGUCAGAAUAAUAGUAGAGAGAAUUAUUUAUUUCAGCUUUUAUUCCUUUCAUCACAUUCCCAGUGGGUCAGAAGUUUACAUACACUCAAUUAGUAUUUGGUAGCAUUGCCUUUAAAUUGUUUAACUUGGGUCAAACGUUUCGGGUAGCCUUCCACAAGCUUCCCACAAUAAGUUGGGUGAAUUUUGGCCCAUUCCUCCUGACAGAGCUGGUGUAACUGAGUCAGGUUUGUAGGCCUCCUUGUUCGCACACACUUUUUCAGUUCUGCCCACACAUGUUCUAUAGGGUUGAGGUCAGGGCUUUGUGAUGGCCACUCCAAUACCUUGACUUUGUUGUCCUUAAGCCAUUUUGCCACAACUUUGGAAAUAUGCUUGGGGUCAUUGUCCAUUUGGAAGACCCAUUUGCGACCAAGCUUUAACUUCCUGACUGAUGUCUUGAGAUGUUGCUUCAAUAUAUCCACAUCAUUUUCCUUCCACAUGAUGCCAUCUAUUUUGUGAAGUGCACCAGUCCCUCCUGCAGCAAAGCACCCCCACAGCAUGAUGCUGCCACCCCCAUGCUUCACGGUUGGGAUGGUGUUCUUCAGCUUGCAAGCACCCCCUUUUUCCUCCAAACAUAACGAUGGUCAUUAUGGCCAAACAGUUCUAUUUUUGUUUCAUCAGACCAGAGGACAUUUCUCCAAAAAGUACGAUCUUUGUCCCCAUGUGCAGUUGCAAACCGUAGUCUGGCUUUUUUAUGGCGGUUGUGGAGCAGUGGCUUCUUCCUUGCCGAGCGGCCUUUCAGGUUAUGUCGAUAUAGGACUCGUUUUACUGUGGAUAUAGAUACUUUUGUACCUGUUUCCUCCAGCAUCUUCACAGGGUCCUUUGCUGUUGUUCUGGGAUUGAUUUGCACUUUUCGCACCAAACUAUGUUCAUCUCUAGGAGACAGAACGCGUCUCCUUCCUGAGCGGUAUGACGGCUGCGUGGUCCCAUGGUGUUUAUACUUGCGUACUAUUGUUUGUACAGAUGAACGUGGUACCUUCAGGCGUUUGGAAAUUGCUCCCAAGGAUGAACCAGACUUGUGGAGGUCUACAAUUGUCUUUUCUGAGGUCUUGUCUGAUUUCAUUUGAUUUUCCCAUGAUGUCAAGCAAAGAGGCACUGAGUUUGAAGGUAGGCCUUGAAAUACAUCCACAGGUACACCUCCAAUUGACUCAAAUGAUGUCAAUUAGCCUAUCAGAAGCUUCUAAAGCCAUGACAUCAUUUUCUGGAAUUUUCCAAGCUGUUUAAAGGCACAGUCAACUUCAUGUAUGUAAACUUCUGACCCACUGGAAUUGUGAUACAGUGAAUUAUAAGUUAAACAAUCUGUCUGUAAACAAUUGUUGGAAAAAUUACUUGUGUCAUGCACAAAGUAGAUGUCCUAACCGACUUGCCAAAACUAUAGUUAGUUAACAAGAAAUGUGUGGAGUGGUUGAAAAACGAGUUUUAAUGACUCCAACCUAAGUGUAUGUAAACUUCCGACUUCAACUGUACCUGUGUGCCACAAGACUGUGUUAGCCUGCUGUGCGAAAGCCUAGGCAUUAGCUUAGGGAGCCAACAAGUUCAUAAUCUGUGUGUGGUGCCAAUUCUGCCAAACCCCUCAGUUAAAUUAUGCAGUGUUGGAACUGUAAACCAAUAAACCUAUAAAAAAACAGUGUGAGGUUUCACAGCCUCUUCCAAAUUUCUCACUUCUGCAUUAACUGGCUGUGUGUUGGGCUUGGCAGUUGGCACCAAAGUAUUGGAAGUCCUACGCAUUGAAAAUAUCUUAGACCAGGGGUGUCAAACAUACGGCCCGAACUCAAUACUCAAUAUACUACAAUAUAACACAUUCACCAAUUAACCAAAUCCCUUUGGCUGUGUGAUGCAUUUAUUCAAUAAAAAGAAUAGGGGAAAGUGGGGUAUGUUUAGCCAUUUUUUCACUCAGCAUAUAGUAUUCUUUCUAACAAAGAUAUCUGUACUGAACAAAAAUAUAAGCGCAACAUGUAAAGUAUUGGUCCCAUGUUUCAUGAGCUGAAAUAAAAUAUCCCACAUUUUCAAUACGCACAAAAAGCUUAUUUACCUCAAAUUUGAUUCUCAAAUUUGUUUACAUCCCUGUUAGUGAGCAUUUCUAUUUUGCCAAGAUAAUCCAUUCACCUGACAGGUGUGGCAUAUCAAGAAGCUGAUUAAACAGCAUGAUUAUUACACAGGUGCACCUUGUGCUGGGGACAGUAAAAAGCCACUCUAAAAUGUGCAGUUUUGUCACACAACACAAUGCCACAGAUGUCUGAAGUUUUGAGGGAGCAUGCAAUUGGCAUGCUGACUGCAGGAAUUUCCACCAGAGCUGUUACCAGAUAAAUUAAUGUUCAUUUCUCUACCAUAAGCCUCCUCCAACAUCGUUUUAAAGAAUUUGUCAGUACGUCCAACCGGCCUCACAACUGCAGACCACGUGUAACCACGCCAGCCUAGGACCUCCACACCCGUCUUCUUUACCUGGGGAUCGUCUGAGACCAGCCACCCAGAGAGCCGAUGGAACAGGAGUAUUUCUGUCUGUAAUAAAGCCCUUUUGUGAGGAAAAACUAAUUCUGAUUGGCUGGGCCUGGCUCCCAAGUGGGUGGGCCUAUGCCCUCUCAGGUCCACCCAUGGCUUUGCUCCUGCCCAGUCAUGUGAAAUCCAUAGAUUAGGGCCUAGUGAAUUUAUUUAAAUUGACUGAUUUCCUUAUAUGAACUGUAACUCAGUAAAAUCGUUGAAAUUGUUGCAUGUUGUGUUUAUAUUUUUGUUCUGUAUACAUACAGUGGGGGAAAAAAAGUAUUUAUUCAGCUGCCAAUUGUGCAAGUUCUCCCACUUAAAAAGAUGAGAGAGGCCUGUAUUUUCAUCAUAGGUACACGUCAACUAUGACAGACAAAAUGAGAAUAUUGUAGGAUUUUUUAUGAAUUUAUUUGCAAAUUAUGGUGGAAAAUAAGUAUUUGGUCAAUAACAAAAGUUUCUCAAUACUUUGUUAUAUACCCUUUGUUGGCAAUGACACAGGUCAAACGUUUUCUGUAAGUCUUCACAAGGUUUUCACACACUGUUGCUGGUAUUUUGGCCCAUUCCUCCAUGCAGAUCUCCUCUAGAGCAGUGAUGUUUUGGGGCUGUCGCUGGGCAACACGGACUUUCAACUCCCUCCAAAGAUUUUCUAUGGGGUUGAGAUCUGGAGACUGGCUAGGCCACUCCAGGACCUUGAAAUGCUUCUUACGAAGCCACUCCUUCGUUGCCCGGGCGGUGUGUUUGGGAUCAUUGUCAUGCUGAAAGACCCAGCCACGUUUCAUCUUCAAUGCCCUUGCUGAUGGAAGGAGGUUUUCACUCAAAAUCUCACGAUACAUGGCCCCAUUCAUUCUUUCCUUUACACGGAUCAGUCGUCCUGGUCCCUUUGCAGAAAAACAGCCCCAAAGCAUGAUGUUUCCACCCCCAUGCUUCACAGUAGGUAUGGUGUUCUUUGGAUGCAACUCAGCAUUCUUUGUCCUCCAAACACGACGAGUUGAGUUUUUACCAAAAAGUUAUAUUUUGGUUUCAUCUGACCAUAUGACAUUCUCCCAAUCCUCUUCUGGAUCAUCCAAAUGCACUCUAGCAAACUUCAGACGGGCCUGGACAUGUACUGGCUUAAGCAGGGGGACACGUCUGGCACUGCAGGAUUUGAGUCCCUGGCGGCGUAGUGUGUUACUGAUGGUAGGCUUUUGUUACUUUGGUCCCAGCUCUCUGCAGGUCAUUCACUAGGUCCCCCCGUGUGGUUCUGGGAUUUUUGCUCACCGUUCUUGUGAUCAUUUUGUCCCCAUGGGGUGAGAUCUUGCGUGGAGCCCCAGAUCGAGGGAGAUUAUCAGUGGUCUUGUAUGUCUUCCAUUUCCUAAUAAUUGCUCCCACAGUUGAUUUCUUCAAACCAAGCUGCUUACCUAUUGCAGAUUCAGUCUUCCCAGCCUGGUGCGGGUCUACAAUUUUGUUUCUGGUGUCCUUUGACAGCUCUUUGGUCUUGGCCAUAGUGGAGUUUGGAGUGUGACUGUUUGAGGUUGUGGACAGGUGUCUUUUAUACUGAUAACAAGUUCAAACAGGUGCCAUUAAUACAGGUAACGAGUGGAGGACAGAGGAGCCUCUUAAAGAAGAAGUUACAGGUCUGUGAGAGCCAGAAAUCUUGCUUGUUUGUAGGUGACCAAAUAUUUAUUUUCCACCAUAAUUUGCAAAUAAAUUCAUUAAAAAUCCUACAAUGUGAUUUUCUGGAUUUUUUCCCCCACAAUUUGUCUGUCAUAGUUGACGUGUACCUAUGAUGAAAAUUACAGGCCUCUCUCAUCUUUUUAAGUGGGAGAACUUGCACAAUUGGUGGCUGACUAAAUACUUUUUUUCCCCCACUGUAUAUUUAAAGAGGCACUAUGCAGAAAUCGCUCCGCCAUUUCCUGGUUGCUAAAAUUGGAAUAGUUCGCAAAAACUAAACUUAAGAACGGGCAGCAUAGAAAUAGAGCACGUAGAACAUAUAUAUCGCUUCUUAGACUUGCUUUAUAUGAGAAUGACAGAUCUAUAACACACAUUUCUAUGUGAAUUUGGUCGGGUCGCCCAAAAAGUGACAUAUUGUAGCUUUGACUUAUAGCGGACUUGAUAGCGGACUUGAUGUUGUGUAUCCCUGGAAAUAAUCAGAAUUAAUGUAAACAUUACUGUUUUGAAAUCAUAACUUCUCAUAAAAAGAAGUGGUCUCUUGGCACAUCUUACCCCAGGUAUGGGGUAAAUUGAGCACAUGGACAGGGUAGGUUGAGCUGCCUUGGGGUAAGUGGGUGAUUGGUGCUGGUGGGUCAAAGUUUAAUUCAUGGAAUAGGGGUGUGGUAUAGUCAAUUGUAUAUCUUAAAUGUAUGCUUACAUUUCUUGACUAGUUUUCUGGGACAGGGAUGUUGUUUCGUUGUGCCAAUUCGUAGGCAAGUUCUCUGCAUUUGAGGCUACUAAGCCCAUGAAACCGUUCCACAAGAUUAUUGAUAUGUUUAGCAAGCUACUUUGGUUUAGAUACAAGCAUAAUGAAACCUCAAACACAAUGAAUUAAUUUGACUUUGUGAAAAACAAUUUUCUGGAUCUAACUUGCUUACCACUUUUUCCAUGUAGUUUCUUCAGACUUGUCAAUGAUGGUCACAUGAUUAAUGUUGUUUAUGGUUUCCUAGAAACAAGGGGUGGCUCCAUAAACCCUUUGGCUCAACUUUCCUCACUCUCCCCUAUAAUAAUAUUCAUAUUUCCACUUCUCAAAUAAAAUAUUUGAAUGUAAUAAACCUAGUAACCUACAUUUCUAUUCCUUGUACUACAAAUAUUUAGUUAAUGCCUUAUUCUACACCGAAUAUUGUUGCUUUGGUUUUAUCAGAGAGAGGAGGGGGGAUGCUGGCACACUCACCACCCCAUGUUGUUGCUGUGGGAACAGACUUGUCAAUGAUGUGAAUGUUCUUGUUUAACUCAGGUGUGUGCGUGUCUUUUCUUGUUAACUUAGGUGUGUAUGUGUCCAAGUACUCGGACUGCCUGGACUUAAACCGCUGGUACCACGGGAAGUCUGGAUAUAUCGCCAUCAUCAGGCUCACCAAGGUAUUUACAAAGCAGCAGAGCCAUAGGGGUGCUGACUAGAGGAAGUACAGCUACGACCGGAAGUUACUUUUUGUAGCAGGUUAGGAGAGCAUUUUAACCCGUUACCCUUUUCCUAACAUUAUCCUAAGUCUCCUAACCUGCCACGUUAAUUCUCCUAACCUACUGCGUAAAUUCUCCUAACCUGCUACGAAAAAGCCACUUCCGGUCGAUGGUGUACUCCCUCUAGUCAGAACCGGCCACAGGGGCAUAACGUUGUGUAACCUCACAGUUGGGUAACCUCCUUUCUCUCAAAGGUUUCUGCCUCCUGGCCACUGUGCUUCUGCUUCUGUUUGCGGUCUAGGCCGGGUUCCUGUAAAGCAAUUUGGGACGACAGCUGAUUAAUAUAUUUGGGGACGACUGCUUUAUAAAUACAUUUGAUUGAUUAGUUGAAAGGGCUUGCAAUUGAAUUCUCUCUCUUUUUGUGGGGUUCUACAGGGCAGGGUCAGAGAGGUGACAGAGAACUACACAGUAAACUACACCUCUCCCUCUAAUGGGUUUGACUGUCAUGUAUCAGAACAUCUCAGUGCUGUGUCAGCCAACACCAGCUCCUUCCUGGCCUUCGAGAGAACACAGGUGAGAUUCCGCCCUCCUUUCACCACCAUCCCUCUAUCCUCCAUCCCUCCUUCUCACACGGUGUGUUCUGUUGCCUUCAAUUGUCAAAUAUGCACUCAGUGUGUCAAAGUAAUAAAACUAACAAAUGUAUUUAGUAAGCUACCUCUAACGGAAAAAAAUAUAUAUAAUGUAUUAUUAAUCUUUUUGCCGCAGGUAUUUAGCAAAGUUGAUCAAAUACACCUGCAGAUACAGUAGUGAUAAAUACAACACAACACAAUACAAUACAGUACAAUACAGUACAAUAGCAAAGCUGAAGAGAUUUGUGUUGGUCUUUCAGUACUACAUGUAUGAGCUGCCUGUUGGCGGGGAAGUCCAGCCUCCCAGCCAUGUUUGCCCAUUCGCUAUCGUGGCUUUCUCCUAUUGGGAUACCAAGACACCCGCAUCAGAGGAGCAGGAGAAAAGGUAAACUUCCCUCUUUCCCCUCAUGGGGUUUGUAACAAACAACAUUAUGCUCAAUAGAAAAUAUUAGGUGAAAAGGAACUAAAGUGUUAUUGUUAUGAUUAAUCCCCCCCAAAAUUGUCUCCGUCUUUUUAGUGAGGAAGAAAAACCAGGUGAGCAAUGAACUGAUGGCUACUUAUCAAUGUGUCUAUGUCUAGUGUGUUAUUGAUAUGAAUUAGACUUGUUGUAUUGUAACACUGGUUAUGGUAAUCAUAAUGGUAAUGGAAUACGAUUACAGUCUUUCACUACUACCCGUGGAGGGGCCAACUCCAAAUCAGCUCCCAGAUCUACCAUGUGGGUCUGAAGUCCAGCACAGGACCCCUGAUCCCAGCUAAACUGUAAGUCCAAUGCUACCCUGUGAAGGUAGCACGGUCUCUCCCGAUGCUAUGUCUUAAAAUUAUAUUCUAUAUCUCUCCAAUUGACUUGAUGUGUGUCGUGUUCAGUAGGGCACACCAUAGAAAAACAUUAGGCAACGGAAAAACAAAAAACACGUUUCAGUAACUCCCCGCUUUAUUCCGUUUUCUUUCAUGUGGUAACAAAACCUGAAAAUGUCACAUGAAUUAUACUUCCUUCCUUUUUUUUGAUUGCAGUCCAACAAUGAUGGCAGUUGACAGAGCAAUUCAAAUGUCAGAUCUGAGGCAGAAAUUACCGAAGGGUAUAUUUGAAACCUGCUUCUCCGGUGAAGGUACACUCAUGUUCAUGUUUAAAAUGUAAAUGUACUAAAAAGGGGUUUCAUUUUUAGGUGUUGCUCAUCUUAAUAAAGAUGGAACUGUUUAUUUAUUCAUCUUUGACAACACAUUUUAUUGCGUGUGUAUGGCUCAGUGGUAGAGCAUGGCGCUUGCAAAGCCAGGAUUAUGGGUUUGAUUCACGGGGCCACCCAUAUGUUAAAUGUAUGUAUGCAUGCAUGACUGUAAGUCACUUUGGAUAAAAGUGUCUUGUUAAAUGGCAUAUUAUUAUAUUAUCUUUAUUCUUUACCAUGGAAUGCUGAAUGUCUAAUGAUCACAAUUUUUUCCUGUAUUUUGUCUUUUCUUGCAAUAAACUUAACACACUAGGAGUGCUUUAUUGUAUUGAAUUGUACUGUUUUUCAGUGUCUCUGGAAGGAAUGGGUUGCAGUCUCUAUGAGCUAGUGCCCAGUGAGGCUGAGGACGCCUCUCUCUCUCUGGUCACACGGGAGCUCAAGGAGAAAGACCUGGUGAGCCUUCGUUGUUUUUAAAGUCGGCUCACAGACUCUUGGAAGAACGGAAUGCAGUUCAUUGUUGCCUUGUCAGACUUUGAUUUAAAUAAAUAAAAAUGGUUUUUUACUAACAGGCCCUCACAAUACAACUGAAUGAUCGUGGUUUUCUGAUACUCUUACAUUCAUCUCACUUCCUCACAUAUGAAGGUAAGACAGAACCUGUAUACACAACAUACUGUAUUUAGAUAUAUUAUAGAUAGAAGCUAAAUAUCUAACAUUACAUUAUAAUGGUAUAUUUCCAGAUGCUGGGUCCAAGAAGCCAGAGGUAUUGCAGGGGAUGUUUGUGUUUCCGGACUCCAGAGCUAUACAUAGAGGUAUUAAGGCCCUUGUAUACAGUAGUGAUUUUAUCUAAUCUUUUGUAAUGUAUCCUUAUGUAAUGAUUUAUUUUUAUUUUUUACCACAGACACCAAGGUCUGCUGCAAGAAGCCCUUCCUCUCACCAGAGUGCCUCCAGGUGGUGCCGGCACUGAACUACGCAGAGACCGAGGUGGAAAAGUGCCUCCCUUCACAGAGCGGGGAGCUACGUGGUUUACUAGAGCAGCAUAUCCAGAGCUACGUUUCCCUCAUCCACCCUGGGCUUACCAUCAGUCCAUCCAGGGAGGCCAGCAUCUUCCCAGAUCAGUUUGAUGUUCCCGAUGCCCUCAAAUACCUCUACUCUGCCCCCAAGUGGACUGAGAUGGGAUGGAAACGUCUCAAAUCUUAUUUCCACCAGCCGGGCUCCUUCGAGCUCUCGGUGUCCAGGGCCACGGAGCUUCUGGUGGCAGGGCGAGAGGAGCGAGGAGACGAGCCGGAUGAUGACGUCUACUACUGUCUGUCAUCUCCAGAGGGGCCCCCCAUGAGUCCUGCUAGUCUGGGUGGCCCAGAGGAGCAGCAGUCAGGGGGAGAGUCCCCAGGAGACACAGCUGACACAGCAGCAGACUUUAGUAAAGCACCUGCAGUGUCUACGGAGGCCUUCGAGAAACCUGGUAAGACUAUGGAAGACAGUAAUGCGCCGGACAAAGGAGCAGACGAAGGGAAGAACUUGCAAGAAAGUUUGCCCUCUGAUCUUACCAAGCCUGUAAUCCCUGCAGAGGACUUUGGGAAACCUGGCUUGAACAAGGCAGACAGUAAUGCACCAGGGACAACUUUGCUUCCAAAGGAGGUGCAGGAGGAGGUGCAGAAGGAGCUCCCCUCUGAUCUUUCUCAGCCUGCUGUGUCAGCAGAUGACACUGGGAAGACCAAGGCCGACUGUAAUGCACCAGGGGUAGGAACAGAGGGUGAAGGGACAAGUUUGAACCCAGAGGAGGUCCAAGUUGAAGUACAAGAGAAGGUGCCUUCUGAUCUUUCACAGCCUGCAGUCUCUGCAGAGGACUUGAGGAAAGCUGACCUGGCAGCGUUGGGCAAGGCAGACUGUGACGCACCAGAGGUAGGAGUAGCGAAUGAAGAGACGAACUUGCACCCGAAGGAGGUGCAAAAAGACAUGCCCUCUGGUGUUUCACAGUCUCCAGUCUCUGCAGAGGUCUUGAGGAAACCUGGUCCAGCCCUAACAACCAAGCCCAACAGUAACACACCAGAGGCAGGAGUAGAGGAGAAUGUGAGAACUUUGCCUCAGAAGGAGGGGCAAGAGGAGUUUCCCUCUGAUCUUUCCCAGCUUGCAGUGUCAGCAAAGGCUUUUGGGAUAGCAAGUAUGAGAGUGAUGACAAAGGCCACAGAGGUGACAGGGGGUUCAACCUCACCUGCAUCAGGUGACCUCCCAACAUUGUUAGUCAUCACUGCCACUGAAGGAACUGCAACUGUUUUACCUCACAAUGAGAACCUUGACUUGAUCAACACAGAGUCCACCACAAAUAACUCCUCCAGUGCUCUAAAUGCGGAACGUGGCAAGGCCAAUCAGCCUUCAAAACCCCCAGAGGUCAGUAAUUUCCCUAUAUCUGAUUGGAGGAAACGGCCAAGGAAACGUCAUAGAUUUAGCGGAUUGGGUAAAAGGGUCUUGAGGUCUACAGUGGCUGACUUUGAAGAGAAAGAAAAAGAGGAUAAGGAAAGGAUGGAUGUAACCCAAGAUCACCCAUUGAAAAUGCCAAGAGAACUGAUGAAUUUGAUCCAAGAUCCCCCAUUGAAAAAGAAGGAAAGGAUGGAUGUAACCCAAGUUCACCCAUUGAAAAUGCCAAGAGAACUGAUGAAUUUGAUCCAAGAUCCCCCAUUGAAAAAUAAGGAAAGGAUGGAUGUAACCCAAGUUCACCCAUUGAAAAUGCAGAGGGAACUGAUCAAUUUAAUCCAAGAUCCCCCAUUGAAAAUGAAAAGCAAGGAUUUAAUCCACUAUCACCCAUUGAGAAAUAAAGAAAGUAUGGAUUUGAUUGAUGACGACCAUCCAUUGAAAAAGAAGACAGAACGGUGGGACUUGAAGGCAAUCAUCUCCGAAUGUGGUAGAAUUUUUGUCCCUCACGGUUCAGAAGUUAUCGCCAAGGAUAUAGAUUCUUUGAAAGUUAAGGGGAAAGUGUUAGAUCACAAACAAUGUGCUGACGAGAUGAUGGUUGAAGCUUGUAUCAAAGUCCCCCAACCCAUAGAAACAGGAGAUGGACCUAGCCUAGAGUUGAACAAGUCAGACAAGAGCAAAGAUUUGCCCAUAGGGAUGUUAGACAGUAAAGACAGUCUGCCAGAGGUCAAAAUGGCUGAUCUAGGCAAGAUGGCCUCUCGGAAUCCCUCAGAACUGGUCCUGAACAAAGACACGGAUUCUCCUUCCUCAGGAAAACACAAAAAGAAGCGUCAAUAUGUCGCAAUAUCCCUCAGUCAACUAAAGACAGUUCUUUCAAGAGGGGGAAAGAGGAAGAAACCCAUCAAUCCUGUUUCAGAAGAUCAAACAUCACCCUUGAAGAAGAAAAGCAAGGCUGGUACUGGCAUGGAUGAAACGGAAACAUUUAAUUUGAGUAACAUCAACAAAGCUAGCCCGGACAGAACCACAGGUGCUGUUGAAGUUGCAAAGGAACAGACAUUUGGCCUAGACCAAAAGUUUGCACUAGCAUUGGGCUUGACUCCUACGGAGUUGCAUAAUAAUGCACACAAAUCUCCAGAAAAAAGUGAUAUUCCAUUAAAGGAAGAUAUUCAGAGCAGACUGGGCCUGGUCCCACCUCAAGCCACAUCUGGCCAAACGUCUGAGGCUUUGCCCAGCUCACCUUCAACAACAAUCCCCUUGACAGGUCAGAUGAGACCAUUCAAAAAGAAACACAUGCUCGCAGACUCCAUGAGGAAAAAAUGUAAGUUUAUUUUGGGAAGUCAUAUGGUCAUAAACCAAAUGCUAAAUUAGAUAGCAAUGUUCUUCAUCUUUGAGUUGUGAUUACAGUUAAUAUAUGUGCUGAAAUGUUGAAAUAUGCUGAAAUAAUCCAGUUGUCUUGAAUUCCUGAUGAUUCUGUUUCUAUAUUUCCUUUUUCAUCUGAACUGCAAAGCGGCAUUCUGAAGUAAUGUGCUAAUAGCCUCUUGCUGACCUGGUCCCAGAUCAGUUUGUGCCAUCUGGCCAACUCCUAUGGUCAUUGUAACGCACGUGGCAAGACAGCACAAACAGAUCUGGGACCUCUUGCCGCCUCGUCUUGCUGUGUGUUGUUUGCCCCCCUAUUGCUGCGGUCCCCCAGUUGAACAUAAAGUUACAUUUAUUACAGAUCAUAUUUAAAUUAGGUUCAGUUGGUUGGCAAUGAUAUUUCUUACCAUUGCAAGAAAUAAACAUUAUCAGCUUUAAAAAAAAAAUAUAUAUAUAUAUAAAAAUUAAUCAGUUUCAAAGAUCACCUUUACUAAUCCAUUUGCAUGCAGGGGACUGCUUUACAGCUACUUAGGUAUUAAUCAUCACCAUGCGCUACUUUGUGUUUUUGUUUUCAUGCCGUUCCUUCUGUCUCUUUUGUCUUUUCUUUUGUUUCUACAGGGUGGUUGCACUAUCAAACACCAGCUUCUUUAGAAAGUGAGAAAGUAGCUAUAUCCUCCCAACUACUGACACUUGACCCGGAUGUCAGGCGUGUUGACCCGGAUGUCAGGCGUGUUGACCCGGAUGUCAGGCGUGUUGACCCGGAUGUCAGGCGUGUUGUCAGUAGGGGUAGGCCCCGCAAAGGUGCCAGUGCUGCAUCAUACACACCUGCAGAUUCUCUGACCCUAUUGGCCGAUUUGGCCCUCAGUACCAGUAAUGACAAAGUACUGGAACAACAGUCAAAAGACCCAAAGGCUCUUGAGAAACAAGAUGGCCGCCCAAGUUUGGUGAUAAGUGACAACAGUGUCAAAGAUGGUGUCUCUCCUCAUGAGCCAGAUGGUGAGCCAGAGUUUGUCCUUCAUGCUCUGCUGAAGCACCCUUCUGCUGCUAGGCUUAAACUCCCCUCUCAGUCUCCGUCACCCAAGGGGCUGGUGGUGGGGAGUGGGGAGCGGGUUGUGUUAGUCUCACAAGAGCAUUCAUACUCACUACCACCAUCCUCUCUACUAUUGGGUUUGUCAGGUUCAAGCCUUGAAGUCCCCAUUUCGGAGGGACUUCAGCAGCAUCGCAAGGAUAUCUCUGCUGACGGAACUCAAGCACUACGGGCCUACCUGUGUCAGCAGCAGGACCAGAACAGGAAGGAACCCGGAUUGACUCCGGAAUCCCUGAGCAAAGGAAUCGGAUGCAGGCAGAAGUUCCAUCGCUUCCGGCGGUUCAUUGAAAAAGAUGGCUCAGUUCAAGUGACAAGGCUGUGGAUGGAAAACUAUGACUUUAGUUCAGACAGCAAGUUUACCAACGACCCUAAGGAUAAAACAGUUACUAGAGCGCUACAUGGGUAUGUACUUACAAUCACUAACUUCAAUACUAAUGUCUUCAGUUUGAUUAGUUAUGCAUCUAGUAGGUAGAAGAAAGGAUAAGUGAAGAGUUUGCUAGAGACCAAAAGCUGAGACUAUAUUACUCACAAUUGUUUGACUAGAAUUGCUAAGUAUGUCCCUUCUUCAUCCCUCUGCACUCCCUCUCUGUACAGCCCAUGGGAUUUUGACAUUAAGGACACAAAGGAACAGGUUCAGCUCAUUAUCCACAUGUGGAUAGGUCUUUUCUACAGCAGGUCCACUGCUAGGUUCUGCCGGGCAGACUCAAGUCUAACAUGUUUGGAAGAAAAGGAUUCUACAGAAGUGGCUCAUGGAAUGGUACCAGCCCAGGUUCCACCUGAGACCAAGACAAGUUCCCCUGCUUAUAUAGCCCUCUCCAGGAUACCAGAACCUACAGUUCUGGACCUUAGUAACAUGGGUAAAAAAGAAACACAACCUUUAAGCCUGGAACCUGAGGUAUUGGACCUUUCAAUGAAAACAACCUCAACUGUGCUAGACUCUCUAGACACAGAGUCUAAGCAGAGAAUAGAGUUAAACAAUCCUCCAGUAUACCUACCAGCAACUGGCCUGCACAAGGAAACCAUCUCUUUUCCAAAACGAAGUACAGGUGUUGAGUUAAAGGUUGGAAAACAAAUAUAUUAUAUAUUUAAAGCACAUAUGUUUUCAACUGAAUCUUUUGUAGACAUUAUAUAUAUAUUUUUUGCAAUGAUUAAUUGUUUAUCUUGCUGUUCUGUUUCUCUACAGGUUUACAGAGACUGUGUGGAACUGGAUGAUGAUGAUGAUGAAGACUAUGAAACCAACAACCAUGAGAAUGACAGCAAGGGUACCCUCCAAAAUGGUGUGUCCCCUUACAGAACAACUUUGGAAAGUGAUGGAUCGUACAUACUUUUGUGUGAACAGACAGCAAGUGUGUACAUUCAUCAAGAAAAGGUCCUGGAGACUCAAAGAAUUGCUGAGGUUUUGGAUGGCAAAGACAAAAAGGAGGAGGUGACGGGAGAUGGAGAACAAAACGCAGCAGGUCUUAAAACCAUGGGCUCUAAAGAUGUCGAUAAGGUACAACAACUGAAAGAUAACGAUUUGGUCAAAACGAUGCCAUACACAGAAGUGCAGAUGGAUGGUGAUGCUGCCAAUAUGGCUGACACAGUUGAGCGUAACGCAAAUGAACCCAGAGAUGGGGCGCACGUUGCCAUCUGUGAUGGUAGUGAGUCAAAAGCAGAGAUGCGCAAAGUAGAUCACAACGUCAAGGAUUCUGUUGAAGCCGCAAAACCAGAAGCAGUGCAUGUUGGGAAAGAUACCACAAACAAGGAAAUCGCUAAAGCACAAACUGCUGUGCAUGUUGGGAAGGAUUUCACUGAUAACGAUAAGGCACUCAAAGCAGUGUACAGUGAAAAUGUUCCCAGAGACGAUGGAAACACCAAAGACCAGGUGCAAACUGCAAUGCAGGAUGGGAAUGAUACCAGAGAUGAGGCCCUACCAGCGGUGAAUUGUGGAGAAGAUUCAGGAGAUAAAGCUCGAGCUGUGGUGUGUGAUGGGAACACGUCUGUGGCUGAGGCACCACCAGAGAUAUCACAUACUGAAAAUUAUUCCCAAAAAGCAACACUGACAGUGGUGCAUGGUGGAAAUGAUCCAAGAGCUACGACACUACCUGUGAAAUGUAAUGGCAAGCUGUACAUAGAUGAAGAACCCACUGUAGUGCAUGAAAUAAAUGGUUUCACAGAUGAGGCACUACCAAUGGAGCAGGGUGGGGAUGUUUCUGUUGGCACUACCAGAGAACUGCCAGAGAUGCACAGUGAGAUUAAAUGUAAAGAUGAGCUACUGCCCACGCAAGUAUUUCCAGUAUGCGAUGGGAACAUACCUUUUGUAGGCGAGUUUGACACACUCAUUCAGUCCAAUAAUGUUUUAGGAGAGGCUAAACGUAAAAUAAAUGAGGCUGAUGUCAAUGUAGAAACUAAAGAUCAGGAAAAAGAGUCAAUGCAGGGUCAAAGUUCAACAACAUUCCCGCCAGGGUCCCAACAUUCUCAAGACGAGACAUCAGAAAUACUGACAGGCCAGGUAGAAAUACCACCGAUUCCCAGAGAAGACAUUGCACACACAGAGGUUCUACAUUCAAUAGGUGAGGCAUCAGAGAUAGAGCGAGGUCAGGUAGAAAUGCCAUUUAUUGGAGUAGAGAAGGAUAGCAAGGAUAUCACACACACACACACAGAGGUUCUACAUUCAAUAGGUGAGGCAUCAGAGAUAGAGCGAAGUCAGGUAGAAAUGCCAUUUAUUGGAGUAGAGAAGGAUAGCAAGGAUAUCACACACACAGAGGUGCAUGAUACUCACCCAAGUCAGAACGAGACACUGAUCACAGUCUGUGAUAGGGCUAAUGUGUUAUCAGGUGAAAUGCUAACAAAAUUAGUUCCAAAGGGAACGGAAUCUGUCAGUAGAUGCCCAACCCCUACUGUGGAUGAGGUGCUGGAUGGUUACAUCCCCAUUCCUGACAUCUGCAGUGGCUCCUUGGCCAUCUGCGAUGCCUAUGGGGACAGCAAACCCCUCAGCACUGGGGAAGGUCACAGCAGAUGCCCAACUCCUACAGAAGACGAGACACCUUUCGUUCCAGGAUUUUCUUAUGACCACAACACACCAAAGACUGUUUUGCUGCCCAAUGCGACAGACACCAACACUCCCAACCUCGAUAGUGGUCUUGCGCUCAUUGAAAAUGAAAAGGCUCAUCAUGAACCAAGUCUUAGUCUAUACAAAGCUAGGGCUGCUACUAGGUUGCACGAGCUGCGUAAAUCCAGCAACAAUAACAAACCAAAUAAUCUGGAAGCCAUUGAUAAUCAGUUCUCUCAAGUAUUGGCUGAUCCCCGCAAGAAGCCAAUCGCCACUAGCACACCUCUCAACACUCCCUCAACUUCUUUCAAGGAAAGAAGCGAUUACGAUCCAUAUUCAAAUGUGCGACUUACCGCUGUUGAACCAGACCUGUAUGCUCAUUCACGCUCUUACUCGUCUCCCAUCAACCAAUGCUCCUUAACAGAGAAAGCCGCCUUCUCUGUGCCAUCAAUCCACCCUGAAGUUCUAUCCAAUGAAACGACAGAAAUAACGUUAACUGGGGACUUUAGUGAAAUCGCUUUAGAAAGAGAGACUUGCUUGAGUCCUGCCUCAAGUGAGCUCAUCCUACAGUCCACCUGUCGGAGUAUUCCAGUGGCCAGUGGACCUACAGCAGCUUCUCAGAACCUUUCAGUGCACAGUUUUACUCAGCCCCAGCCACAGAGCCAGCAACCUGCCAUGGCUGUGAAUCUAUGGAAGAGUGAGGACAGCAGAGGACAGUACAACUGGGAAGAAGGACAAACAGAUAUUGACCCUAUGUCUUCAGAUGUUCUAGAAAGCAAACAAACCGAUACCCCUGUCUGCUCAAACACUAAUGCUCACCCUUAUAACACACUGUAUGCCACAGAGAUGAGACAGAUUGCAAUUUUGCAAGAUUAUGAGGAUGUUGUGGCAGAUGAUGUUGUGGGUGAAAACGAGGCGCCUUCUGUAGAUCAAGACAACAUUGAAUCCAGUUUAGAGACCAAUUGGAUAUCAGAUGACCAACAUUUAAGAAGUAAAUCCCGGUUGAAUAAAACAAAACUUGACUUCAUCAACUCUUUACGCCAGUCUCAGGAAUGGGAGAAAAGUGAAUUUGAUGAGGUUUUGGACUUCAGCAAGCAAGGCACUUCCUCGUCGGUCACCUUCCAGUCUGGAGAAUCAGACAAAAGACUUUGCCGUAUGGAAGAAAACCAACAGGAGUGGUUAAAGUAUUGUAGGGCUAAGAGGAGUGGCAGCCAGAUGGAUAUGACCGAGGAAGAAGACACCUCAGUGGCAAAGCCAAGCUUAGUUACCAUUUUGGAUCACAAAGGAAACAGAAUCACCUAUGAAAACUAUCCCGUUUUGAAAACUACAGCAAGCAUGCACACACGGACAGUUCCUGACUCUAACAGACGGGGCUCGAGCAGUUUUCUGGAGUUCUCGAAGAGGUGGGAUGGUACACAUAACGCUGAUGAAUCUGAUCUCACUCAGUCAUCUAUGGAUCUGGAGACCCUCAUCUUCUCAGAGAAAAUGAACCAGAUUCUAAAACGUAAAAGGAAGAGUAGCAGCAGCAGGUACAACCGAUCGAGACACCGCAGGUCAAACGUAGAAGAAAGAGCUUCCACCUGUAGCCCGGCUGUGACAGUGCGCUUCUCCAGUCUGCAGGAGGAUCAGGACGGCUCUGAGGAGCACUGGGAGGCGAUACCGUCACUUUCAGGGCAAAAUAUCAGAGUGGAGAUGCCCGAAAGGAUGGCUAUGCCUGAAGAAACAGAUAAAGAACAUCAGCAUCUUAAGAAACUCUCCUAUACAAAGGGCAGUGAGAUGACGCAUGUAAAAGUUUCAGAUCUGGUUGUGGAUAGUUUCAAGGCAUACAAUGCUAUGAUGACUGAGGUCUGCGCAGGCAGAAAGUACCCAUCCAGAACUGAGAGACUCAAGAGGGAAGAAGCAAAGAGAAACAGUUCGCCAAAGUCUCGACCCCCAGGCAAAGACAAAGACUUCAGUGGGCAGAUGAAGGAGGACAUGUAUGACAGCCUGCAUGAUAAUCUGAACUCUGUUGUGAGGCAGUCAUGUAAGAACAAGUUCAGGUUCUACAUACUGGUGACAUCAUCUGACCCAUUCUUCAGAGAGACAAAGGUAAGAUGAACGUAGUAAACAUGUUAGCCUGGUUCUGGAUCAGUUUGUGCCGUCUUGCCAACUCAACUCAACAUAGGCUAUGCAGCGCAAACAGAUCUGGGACCAGUCUAUGAAAACCAUUAGUACAACAAUGAAAGCCAAACUUCAUUCUUCCGCCAUGUUUAAAAACAAGCAUUCUAUUUUUGUAGGAGCUGUUAGAAGCAGAGGGCCACAUUGCGGUAGAACAGUCUCAAUUCUGCCUUGGAAAGGAUAGUCCAUCGUGCCCUCUACACAUCAUCUUAAGGAACGAAGAUAUUGCUGAACACAUUUGUGAGGUAAGACUGUCAUACCAUUGUAGACUUAUAAAAGUAUCCCAAACUCCCGGAUAACCAAUCCAGGUUCGAAAUCCAGCCUUUUGAGUCAGUAUACGUUGUCAUUUGGAGAUUUCUGUUUUACCCUCAGGUCCCUCACUUGCUUGAGUUGAAGAAGUCUCAGAAUGUGUUGUUUGCUGGUAUCGACCGUCCUGAUGACAUCGUGAACCUGACCCACCAAGAACUCUUCAGCAAAGGCGGUUUUGUGGUGUUUGAGGGAGCAGCUCUGGACACACUGAGUCUCAGUAUGGACACUUCACGAUUUGCAAGAGACCAUAUAUAGAAGUGCAUUGUCUACUUUUCAUUAUGUUUUCACAAUGGUCAAUCUCUACAAGCAACUAUGAUGUCCCUAGCCUGGUCCCAGAUCAGUUUGUGUUAUCUUGCCAACUCCUAUGGCUGAUGUUUGGCAUGAAAACAGAUCUGGGGCCAGGCUAUGAUGUCCCCUCCCAACAUUGCAUGGAUGUGCGAGUCGCUGAGUAACUCUCUCGCUCUCUCUCAGGUAACAUUAAGAAAAUGUCUGGUUUCCUGGAGGGGCUGAGUAAAAAGGGGAAGUGGAAAUGGCUCUUGCACUACAGAGACAGCCGGAAGCUGAAAGAGAACGCACGGUAAGCUUAUUCUUGCACUUGUACAAACUGCUCUGAUGCUGCUGAUGGUCAUUAGUAGCCUACCAAACUUGCUAACUGCCUGGUACUCAGCAGUCUAUUCUCCCGCUAAUCACUCUGACAUCAAUGCAAAUGUCAUCGAAAAUCAAAUCAAACACUUCAUGAGAUCCCAUGAGCUCAUGUUGUGCAACAAUUCUAUAGGCUAUGCAAUUGCGUGAGAAAACAAGAGUUUUGAUGGCCUCUUAUAAAGAGGAGGAUCCCAUCAGCUUUCUAUAGGCAAGGCCUACUACACUGCUCAAAAAAAUUAAGGGAACACUAAAAUAACACAUCCUAGAUCUGAAUGAAUGAAAUAAUCUUAUUAAAUAGUUUUUUCUUUACAUAGUUGAAUGUGCUGACAACAAAAUCACACAAAAAUUAUCAAUGGAAAUCAAAUUUAUCAACCCAUGGAGGUCUGGAUUUGGAGUCACCCUCAAAAUUAAAGUGGAAAACCACACUACAGGCUGAUCCAACUUUGAUGUAAUGUCCUUAAAACAAGUCAAAAUGAGGCUCAGUAGUGUGUGCUGCCUCCAUGUGCCUGUAUGACCUCCCUACAACGCCUGGGCAUGCUCCUGAUGAGGUGGCGGAUGGUCUCCUGAGGGAUCUCCUCCCAGACCUGGACUAAAGCAUCCGCCAACUCCUGGACAGUCUGUGGUGCAACGUGGCGUUGGUGGAUGGAGCGAGACAUGAUGUCCCAGAUGUGCUCAAUUGGAUUCAGGUCUGGGGAACGGGCGGGCCUGUCCAUAGCAUCAAUGCCUUCCUCUUGCAGGAACUGCUGACACACUCCAGCCACAUGAGGUCUAGCAUUGUCUUGCAUUAGGAGGAACCCAGGGCCAACCGCCCCAGCAUAUGGUCUCACAAGGGGUCUGAGGAUCUCAUCUCGGUACCUAAUGGCAGUCAGGCUACCUCUGGCGAGCACAUGGAGGGCUGUGCGGCCCCCCAAAGAAAUGCCACCCCACACCAUGACUGACCCACCGCCAAACCGGUCAUGCUGGAGGAUGUUGCAGGCAGCAGAACGUUCUCCACGGCGUCUCCAGACUCUGUCACAUCUGUCACGUGCUCAGUGUGAACCUGCUUUCAUCUGUGAAGGGCACAGGGCGCCAGUGGCGAAUUUGCCAAUCUUGGUGUUCUCUGGGAAAUGCCAAACGUCCUGCAGGGUGUUGGGCUGUAAGCACAAUCCCCACCUGUGGACGUCGGGCCCUCAUACCACCCUCAUCGAGUCUGUUUCUGACCGUUUGAGCAGACACAUGCACAUUUGUGGCCUGCUGGAGGUCAUUUUGCAGGGCUCUGGCAGUGCUCCUCCUGCUCCUCCUUGCACAAAGGCGGAGGUAGCAGUCCUGCUGCUGGGUUGUUGCCCUCCUAUGGCCUCCUCCACGUCUCCUGAUGUACUGGCCUGUCUCCUGGUAGCGCCUCCAUGCUCUGGACACUACGCUGACAGACACAGCAAACCUUCUUGCCACAGCUCGCAUUGAUGUGCCAUCCUGGAUGAGCUGCACUACCUGAGCCACUUGUGUGGGUUGUAGAAAAGUAAAAUGUGGACAGUUCUUCUAACAUCUUCAAUAUGCACCUAGGAAUUCGAUAAGAAGAUGUCUGUCUUCACUUGUAGCCUACUUAGGAGCUGCAAUAGAUGCCUGUGAGAAAAACCCGAUCACGUGACGGGCAUUGGCUAAUAAGAAUUGAGAUAUCUGAGAGCCAUGUGAGUGAGAGGUGCUUCAGAACACACAGCCGGGAGAAGGGAAUUGUAAUUAUUAUAUUCAGCCCAAGGGCACAACGGCCACUGGCCGCAAAAGGCAUGGAUUCUUUUAGGGGGCAUUACGGCCACACUAGGGGGAUGCCACCGGGAAAUUCGAGGCAUUAUCAAGUGCUUGUCAAAUUGUGAAUGAGAGACUGAUGAAGUGUGUACAGUCUGCGCAAAUAACUAAGCAGAGCUCAUGCCUUUCAUGUGACUUUUUUCAAAUCAUCCUUAGAAUGUAUUAAAAAUCUAAACAUAUAGCCCAAAGUUUGUAUCACAACUAAAGUUGCAUAAAUAACUCUAAAUUAAGCAUAUAGGAGGACCUGUUUAUUUGUUAACCGCUCAACACAGAAUAACCGCAUGUGCGCACUGCCUCAAAUCGUUUGAAGAAAAUAUCCUUUCUAUUUAUUCAGCUUUGUUCAAUUGUAUUCUUCAUACUAUAAAAUAAUGCAGCGGAAUUCUAAGCAAAUCUUGUCUGCUAUAUGAACUAGUGUAGCCCACAGCCAUAUGGCAUAGCCAGAUCAGGGCCUAACAUAAGGACAACUCAGAGUAUGCUAUUCUGUUCUUCUGAAAUAGACUACAUUUUCUUCAUAUCAUGUUUCUUUAGACCUGUCUAAAAUAACUAAUGGAUUUUGUUGUGAUGGUGUAGGCUAUAUUAUAUGGAUUUAUUAGACUUUUUUAAAUGUAGAUGUUCCAAAGGUCUGCACCAGUGGCUUGUAGGCUAUGUGUGGAAGCCAGGAGAUGCUACAUGUGUUUAUGUUAAUUAACGGUCAAUUACCGUGAGACCGGCAGUUAUUUGCUUGACAAUCACGGCUGACAAAAUGUAAUGACUUGAUAUUUUAGAGAAUUAUGUAAAUGCCACAGAUGUCGGCUCAAGCAGAAAUCCCCAUUAAAAGUCGAUUGCAGUGCACAGAUCAUCAAAGACACUGCAUUUCAUUGAAUCUCUGCCAAAGUAAAUAUUUCUAUUUUAAGGGAACUAAUAAUCCCGUAAAGAUCCUAACUAACCAUUAGAAUUGUUCAUUACACUUUUUAUUAUUCUGUUUGCAAAAUUGUAUUGUUUUACUUUAAAGUGUGUUGCGAUUUUAAAUGGACUUUAAAAUUAAGUUUUAUUUUAUUUGGAUUUGAUACAGGUCUAGGGGCAGGUAGUCAAAGACUCUGUACAAGAUUCAAAUCAAAUGCAGAGUCUUUGACUACCUGCCCUAGACCUGUAUCAAAUCCAAAUAAAAUCAAACUUAAUUUUAAAGUCCAUUUAAAAUCGCAACACACUUUAAAGUAAAACAAUACAAUUUUGCAAACAGAAUAAUAAAAAGUGUAAUGAACAAUUCUAAUGGUUAGUUAGGAUCUUUAAGGGAUCAUUAGUUCCCUUGAAAUAUAAAAUGGACUUUGUCCAAGAUUCAAAUCAAAUGCAAAGUAAACUUUAUAUUUCAAGGGAACUAAUGAUCCCGUAAAGAUCCUAACUGCUCGUUCCUCCCUCUACAGGUCUAGUGCUGAAGCACAGGGCAAAAAAAUCUUCAUGGACGUCUGCCAGGAGGCUGGAAUGGUGGAGGUCUUACCCUACCACGAAUGUGACGUCAUUUCAAGGGAACGACCCAACUAUCUCCACUGUCUAGUUCGCCUGCAGGUCCAGAAUGUAUCGGCUCGUCUACCUGUAUUUAUAACUGGUGAGAUAUCAGAAUUUCCUAUACAGCAUUCGUUAAGAUUACGUAUGUAGCUAAUAAAUAUACUGAACAAAAAUAUAAAAACGCAACAUGCAACAAUUUCAAAGAUUUUACUGAGUCACAGUUCAUAUAUGAAAAUCAGUCAGUUUAAAUACAUUCAUUAGGCCCUAAUCUGUGGAUUUCAGAUAUGAAUCAGUUGGUCACAGAUACCUUAAAAAACAAAUGUAGGGGUGUGGAUCAGAAAACCAGUCAGUAUCUGGUGUGACCACCAUUUGCCUCAUGCAGCGCGACACAUCUCCUUCGCAUAGAGUUGAUCAGGCUGUUGAUUGUGGCCUGUGGAAUGUUGUCCCACUCCUCUUCAAAUGGCUGUGGGAAGUUGAUGGAUAUUGGCGGGACAUGGAACAUGCUGUCAUACAUGUUGAUCCCAGAGCAUCCCAAACAUGCUUAAUGGGUGACAUGUCUGGUGAGUAUGCAGGCCAUGGGAAAAACUGGGACAUUUUCAGCUUCCAGGAACUGUGUACAGAUCCUUGCGACAUGGGGCCGUGCAUUAUCAUGUUGAAACAUGAGGUGAUGGCGGCGGGUGAAUGGCACGACAAUGGGCCUCAGGAUCUCGUCACGGUAUCUCUGUGCAUUCAAAUUGCCAUAGAUAAAAUGCAAUUGUGUUCGUUGUCCAUAGCUUAUGCCUGCCCAUACCAUAACCCCACUGCCACCAUGGGGCACUCUGUUCACAACAUUGACAUCAGCAAAAUGUUUGCCCACACGACGCCAAACACAUGGCUGCGGUUGUGAGGCCGGUUGGACGUACUGCCAAAGCCAGCUUAUGGUAGAGAAAUGAACAUUCAAUUAUCUGGCAACAGCUCUGGUGUACAUUCCUGCAGUCAGCAUGCCAAUUGCAUGUUCCCUCAACUUGAGACAUCUGUGGCAUUGUGUUGUGUGACAAAACUGCACAUUUUAGAGUGGUCUUUUAUUGUCCCCAGCACAAGGUGCACCUGUGUAAUAAUCAUGCUGUUUAAUCAGCUUCUUGAUAUGUCCCACCUGUCAGGUGGAUGGGUUAUCUUGGCAAAGGAGAAAUGCACACUAACAUGGAUGUAAAAAUGUUUUGCUAUUUGUGCAUAUGGAAAAGUUCUGGGAUAUUUUAUUUCAGCUCAUGAAUCAUGGGACCAACACUUUACAUGUUGCGUUUAUAUAUUUGUUCAGUGUACAUGGGGAUUCUUAGUCGCAAGAAUGCUCGUUUCUGACAUAAUUCAUUUAUUUAUUUUGCAGACACAACGGCAGACAAAGCAUUUGCAAAACAUGGGAUCUUCACAAUGAAUAUUAACUCUUUCCUGCUGAUUUCUCAGAGUGACACAUGCACAAUUUCUUAAGCUGAUGGGGCACCGUCCACAGAAGUCCUCAGUACAUCAAAAUUCUAUCACAUUCUAUUUAUAAAGCCCUUUUUUAGUUGUCACAAAGCUGUCAAAGUGAUUUAAAUUAACCCGACCAAGACUCCAAUGAGCAGUGGCAAGGAAAAACUCUAUAAGGAAACCUUCAAACCUCAAGAGGAACCACUCAGAAGGGGUGACCCCUUUAAGAAAUAAACAUUUGUAUUCCAAAAUCUGCUUUUUAGGGGAUUCUUGGGAGUUGGCUCAGAAGUUUGAUACAUACCGACGAUCUAACCCUGAUCUAAAUCAUUGUAGUGUAAGAAUACAAAAAAAUGAAUUAAAAAAAAAAGUUGUUUAUAUCAAGGCUGUUUUAUAUUCAUGUUAUUGUGGUUGUUUUAAAGUCUUGACCUUCAAAACAUUUACUUAGAUCAACGUUUUGGUUCCUUUGUGUAAAUCAUUGCAUCGUUGCCUUUAAAUUUCAUGUAGAUUUAUUUAUUCUUAAUAAUUUUAUGACAGAUAGAUUCUGUAUAGAUUAACGAUGCCAUCUGCUUCUGUGUUAUAUUUGUUCAAUUGUGUAUUUAUUUGUAAAGACAUUCAUUGUACUUUUGCGAUAUAAAGAAAUUGACAGUGUUCCCCAUCUUUUCUUUGGGGCCAAAGGGCCACAGCCACGCAAAAAAACAGAGUGACCAUGGUUAUUUUCUCUAUUUCAGAUAAAAUACAUCUUUAUUUCACUUUAACACAGAAUAGCGCCUUAUGGAAAAAUACAAUUUAUAUCACAUUUAUAUUGUCUACGUAUAAACCCCUGAAUAAAACCAAUUAUUUGGCGACAUUCACAUGUCAGAAAGUGAAGACACCUUCAUGAUGACACGCAAUGAGAUCAAUGCAUGUUUUUAACCAACUGUCAAACGAAUUAGCCUACAAACGCAGCCACCACAAAUUGUCCGCCUAUUAGUAAAACAUAUUUCCGUUGUUUUAAAGGGUCAUUGAUACAGAUUCCAACAAUACAUUUGGAUUAUAAACCAGUUUGUUAAGAUUUGGAGUUGUCCGGACACUAACAUGUUACUUAUACCAUCACUGAUCACCCGCGUCUCCAAAGAUGUCGUUCUUUGUGCGCUCCAUCUCUGCAAAGUCAAACUCAGUGCCCAUCGCACGCUUGUAGAUGUCCUUGAUGUC